AGAACUGACUUAUACUGGCAGGAAGCUGUAACUCCUACAGCUUUCUGAGGAUCUGUGAAGUAAAACAGAACUGCUUACUUCUCUGCAUGUUUCAUGCAACUUUUGCAAUAUCCAUUCAUUUAUGCCUAGAAGGCCCUGAAGUUACACAGGGAUUGAGAUUGAUUGAAAGAACGGUUCAGCAUGAAUUCCUCUGUAUUGCUCCGUCUCAUGGUGAUGCUGGUUCAACUUUGGCCUUGCUCUCCCAGUGCCCAGAACACAGUCCAAUCCUUCACAGCAGCUCGAAGAGUGAGACGUGGCUGGCUGUGGGAGCCUUUUUUUGUAACUGAGGAACAGAUUUCACCGAAUCCCGUGUAUGUUGGACAGCUGAAAUCAGAUUUAGACAAGCAGGAUGGCAACUUGCAAUACAUUUUGACUGGGGAGGGAGCUGGAAGCAUUUUUUACAUCAAUGAAUACAAUGGCACAAUUUACGCAACUCAAAGGCUGGAUCGUGAGAAGAAACCUUUCUACAAUCUGAAAGCAGAAGUACUUAACAGGAGCACUCAGCUCCCUGUUGAACCUCAAUCAGAAUUUAUCAUCAGGGUUCGGGAUGUCAAUGACAAUGAACCACAGUUCUUGGAUGGACCUUAUGUGGCCACUGUUCCAGAGAUGUCACCUGAAGGUACUUCGGUUACACAGGUAACAGCUACAGAUGCUGAUGAUCCUUCUUAUGGGAAUGGUGCUCGUCUGCUUUACAGUCUCAUCCAGGGACAGCCUUAUUUCUCUGUGGAGCCAAAGACAGGGGUCAUUAGAAUGGCUUCCCAAAUGGAUAGAGAAACAAAAGAUCAGUAUCUGGUCAUCAUCCAAGCCAAAGAUAUGGUUGGGCAACCAGGAGCACUUUCUGCAACAGCCACUGUUACCAUCAACCUCUCUGACAUCAAUGACAAUCCACCUAAAUUUCAGCACCGGCUCUACUAUAUGAGUGUCUCUGAAGAGGAUCCUGUGGGCACCAUUGUAGGCAAAGUAUUUGCAGAAGACAGUGACACUGGGGUCAAUGCAGCCAUGGACUAUUUCAUUGAAGAAGACAGCUCAGAUGCUUUUAACAUCAUUACUAACAAUGAGACUCAAGAAGGAAUUAUCUUACUAAAAAAGAGAGUGGAUUAUGAGAGCAAAAGGAGACACCAUAUUGAAGUAAAAGCUGUAAACAGAUACAUUGAUGAGCGUUUUUUGAAAGAAGGUCCAUUUGAAGACACAACCAUUGUCAAAAUCAGUGUGGAAGAUGCUGAUGAACCUCCAGUUUUCACCUUGGAGAGCUAUGUGAUGGAGAUAGCUGAAGGAGCUGAGAGUGGCUCACUGGUGGGAGUGGUAACUGCUAGAGAUCCAGAUGAAGAUGACAGUCCAGUCAGGUACUCUAUUGUCCACAGCACAGUUUUAAAGAGACUGUUCAGCAUCAGUGAACACAAUGGAGCAAUCAUUACCACUGAACCUCUGGACCGAGAGAUAGCUUCUUGGCACAAUAUAACUGUUACAGCCACAGAAACAAGAAAUCCUGAAAAAAUUUCAGAAGCAAAUGUGUAUGUCCAAGUCCUCGAUGUAAAUGAUAAUGCACCAGAAUUCCCUAAGGAUUAUGAAACAUUUGUUUGUGAAAAUGCAGUUUCUGGACAGCUAAUUCAAAGCAUCAGUGCAGUGGAUCAAGAUGACUCAGGAGAAGGUCACCAUUUUAAUUUCUCAUUGGCCCAGGAGGACACAAACAGCUCACAUUUUACUGUCAAAGACAAUCAAGAUAACACAGCUGGCAUUUUCACAGGAAGAAGUGGCUUCAGAAGGCAAGAGCAGUUUUUUUUCUACUUGCCAAUCUUAAUUCAAGAUAAUGGCAUCCCACCGCUGACGAGCACAAAUACUCUCACUGUCACUGUCUGCGACUGUGACACUGAAGUUAACAUCUUAUACUGUCGAUAUGGAGCUUUCAUGUACUCCUUGGGUCUCAGCACAGAGGCUUUAGUUGCUGUUUUGGCUUGUAUAUUAAUAUUCCUGGUGUUCUUUUUGGCAAUUGUAACCAUAAGGCAGCAGCAGAAGAAGAAGCCUCCCUUUUCAGAGAAGAUGGAAGAAUUCAGAGAGAACGUUGUCAGUUAUGAUGAUGAAGGAGGGGGCGAGGAGGACACGGAAGCCUUUGAUAUUUCAGCACUGAGGACGCGCGCUGUCGUGCGGACGCACAAACCUCGGAAGAAGGUGGCCUCUGAGAUCCAGAGCCUCUACAGACAGUCUCUGCAGGUUGGCCCAGACAGUGCAAUCUUCAGGCAAUUCAUUUCAGAAAAGCUGGAAGAAGCAAACACAGAUCCUAGCGUUCCUCCCUAUGACUCACUCCAGACCUAUGCGUUUGAGGGGACUGGCUCCUCGGCGGGAUCCCUCAGCUCGCUGGGUUCAGCCACGUCGGACAUGGACCAGAGCUAUGACUACCUUGCAGACUGGGGACCUCACUUUAAACAGCUUGCAGGCAUGUACUCUUCCCAUAGAACUGGGGGGGAUUAAGCACUCUUCAAAAUAUUCUUUUUUUUCUAAGUCUCAGCAACUAAACACAACUGCGGAUUUUUAAAAGAGAGAUCAUCCUACAUUAAAACAUGACAAAUAAGAGCCCAAGAGUUAUAAUAUGGAAAGUUCUGGAUGUGGAAACCUCUUGAAAGGAUAAAACACAUGAGGGGUGCUUCCACAUGAAGGGAUGGAGGGUUAUAAUUAUGGUUAUCUAAGUGCUUAAAUACAAACUAUGCUGCUUUGGAUAUCUAGAGCCUCUUCUGGAUACUGAAAAUCUGGAUCUUGCUUUUACUAUAGGAGGAAUAGAAGCCAUAAAUGGAUGUUGUAAACAUUCUGUCAUCCAUAAGCUUUAAAUGGUUUCCAAAGCUGACAGACUUUUGCUGUUGCAGUUGAAUACAUGCAUUAACCAAAGUUAAACAUGCAUAUUUGUAUAAUGCUUCAUUAUAUAAAUAUAAUUGUAUGAAAAAAUAGACCCUAGAUAUUCUAAUACUGUUGUCAGAAUUAAAUCAUCUAUUUAUUGUUCUUAAGAUGAUAAAACUAAAACAAAUGUCUUUUCCUAUCAGUAUAAAAAUAAAAACCCAUUACAACGUCAGCAAGCAUUUGCUGCCAUUUUAGUUUUUAAUGAAGCUAUUGGAAAAUGUGUAAACCAGUAUUUAAUUUGGCAAAUAAGAUAGGAAAAAGAAUCAAUAUUUAACUUAAAUACUGCAAUCGACUACAUUAUAUAUUACUGCACUUAGAACAAAAUGCUAUUGAAAUACAGGCAUUUUUCCUUUUAUUAAGAGUUGAAAGGAUGACUGAUUUACCAGUACAGAUUUAUUUUUUUUAUUAUGGAAUAUAAAAUUAGCUGCAGUCAUCGGUUUUAUUAUAACAAUAUUAAAAAUCUUUAAAAUGCUAAACUGGUGGUUAUAAAACUUUAUGUACGACAUUAGAUAAUAAGAUAAUAAAAUGCUUUAAAUGUUAAUCCACUUUGACAAUGAUCCUGAAUCAUUCUUAAGACUCAAGUAAGAUUUCAAAAUUAAUCUCACACAGUAUUUUUUUUCAAUCGUUCCAUAACAAAUAUAGAGCUAUCUUAAAAGAUUUCUUUGCUUAUACCACUACCCAGCAGCAAUUUUGGAAUUAGAUCAUCAAAUGUUUUCAAAAUGGUAUGUCUGGAAAAAACAACCGACCUGUAUUUUAAUCACCUCUCUUUCACUGAGUGCUCAUUUUACAGAAAUUAUAUCCUGCAAUCAACUGAUUCAAUCCCCUAAAAGCUGGCAUCAUGAUAAACCAAAUUAUGCAAAAUAUUUCUCUCUGUUUUCCUUUAUUUUUUUUUCUUCUUUUUCUAAGUAAGAUUUUAGGUAAAUGAAGCUGAAUUACAGAGUCAGGAAAACUAAUACAAGGAAGAAACAAAGAGAUAAACCAGUCCCAAAAACAAAUUCUGCAAUGUUUACUACAAUUGGCCUUCACUGAAGAAAACCAAGGUAUGUAGGCUAAGUGGAAAAGUGCCAGGGCAGAGUUUAAAUUCCUGGUAACUAAAAAUAAAACAUGGAGGUGUUUGAAAAUCUGGAGAGAUUUUCAGUGUGAGAUCAAGUAAGCACAGAAAUAUUGUUCAUUAUAUUCAUAACUGGAAAAUUAUGGGUAGGGGUUAAGGGGGCAGGGUGGCCAUCUGAGCAGGUACAGAUGAAGCAGCACCUGCUCCAUAAGAAAAAAAGAUUCUUGCCAGUCUCAUGGUGGGUUGCCAGUGUGAAUGAGCAGCUACAAAUGAGCUUUAAAAGACGCACAAGUAAAAACAUUGUGUUAAUGACUCUAACCUUUUAUGCCAAUGGCAUUCAAACCGAUGUGGCAAAAUUACUUUUAUUUGAGAAAAUAUUUUGCAUAUUAAUAAUUUUCUCCAUGGAAAGACCAGAGAAAGAGAGAACAACUAUUCACCACUGGUUGUUGACAAUAGUGAAAACUACAUGUUUAGGAUUAGGUCAUAGAUUUAUAUGGGUUAUACCCUAAACAAAUCCUUAUUCCACAGAUGGUCCCAGUGGCUUUAAGAGAGUUCUUUGUGCUUUCAGGUUGUAUUUAGUACAAAAAGGAUAACAGUGUCUGAUCCUUUCUCAAUCCAGAGAUUUUGUCCAUUUAUGAGGGAAAAUAGCCUUGAACACUAAACCAUUGUGUUUAUAAUACCUCUGUGAGGUAUUUUAACAAUAAAUAAUUUUUGUAAGCAGUGCAUACCACUACCAUAGUUUUUGUAACCCAUGUAGGACAUUGUGAGUAAUUUCUAUGUGAAAAAGAAUAAUGGUCUACAAUGGAUCUUAAAUGAUCUUUAUCUGAAAAAGAUCAUGUUGGCAUAACAGAGAAAGGGCAUGUUUUACUCUGAAACAAGUAUUUAUUCCUAGCUGUUACAGGACCACACCUUAUUAGGUUCCUGGUAUUCAACCUAAGCCAACCUUGUCAAUUUAUUUCCACAUGUGAGAAAAGAACAACUGAACUUAUCUAGGAACUUCAUACUUUCUUUAAGUUUGCUGAACAAUGUGCAGAGAAAGACUUUUUAGAAUUUUCUUCUUAUGCGAAGGAAGUAAACAUUCUAAGAAAAAAAAAUCAUAUAAGAGAUCGCAACCAUUAGUAAUAUUUUGGAGUUUUAAUUUGGAGGUUUCGAUCAUUAAAUAUAUUAAACUGUGGCAUGGUUUUCCAAAUCGAAUCUUCCAUUAUCCUUAUUUUUCAAAAUUUGAUUACUAGCUAGAAUUCACUAUGUUAUUGGCUGAACUGAAGAGGGCAAGUAUGGUGACAGAUGAUACAUAAAUAUUCAAAUGUUCAUGACCUGCCCAAGGGAAUAUAAGGGAAUAUUUGCUGGUGAAGGAAGUAUGAUCAUAGACACGACUUUUCUAUA
Messenger RNA from Oenanthe melanoleuca, 5359 nucleotides. RefSeq names its product cadherin 19 (gene CDH19). Lineage: Eukaryota; Metazoa; Chordata; Aves; Passeriformes; Muscicapidae. Gene Ontology annotation, molecular function: calcium ion binding; cadherin binding. The transcript has 12 exons. Gene Ontology annotation, cellular component: catenin complex; plasma membrane; adherens junction. Gene Ontology annotation, biological process: adherens junction organization; multicellular organism development; cell morphogenesis. The coding region runs from base 181 to 2505 and encodes 774 amino acids. The record is from RefSeq and is a predicted model, not a curated record.